AUGCGGGAGCAUUCUAAUACUCUCAGGCAAUUAACAGUGUCAAAUUCGGACUCUGGAACUACACCAGCUACCAACGUCUCACAAAGCCAAUUGUCCAGUUCCCCUGCUGUUUAUUCGGCAUCUCCGCAUGGCUCUGGUGUGUCUGCUCAACCCACUCCAAGCGGGAUAUCGGGAGUGUCAAGGGCCAUAGAUCUGGGAACAGACGUCGCACUUCCUCCAAUGAGUAUUCCGCUAUGGCAUUCGACAACUACUGGAUCUCUGCUAUCCUGCCCCUUGGUAAGAUCCCUCCUGGGAGACUACCCGAGUGAUGUUUUUCUUCGCAUAGAAGAGCGUCGCAAACUACCGAGUCAGCUGAAAACAGCAUUCCAACCUGGAGUUGCACCGGAUAUCCCAUAUUUUGAUCGUGCAAUCACCGAUACUUUCAUUGAGACAUAUUUCCAAACAGUGAACCUGCAACAUCCGAUUCUUUCCUAUGAAGACUCCAUCACACAUUACCAUUCAUUUAUCUCAGAGCCUCUACAUGUAUCCCUGGAAUCUAGCUUUGUAUUGGUGACGCUGGCAUUGGCAGAAGCCGCGACGACGCAACCACCAGAACGACUCGAGGUAGAUUGGUCGCCGGGGAGUAUCUAUAUUUUACCAGCCCGGACCAUUGCUCUAGAUGCAUAUUUGAAUGCGACUGUGACCAGUGCCGCCCUUCCCAGAUGUCUGUAUCUUAUUGCUCUUUAUUACAAGUACCUCUCGCGACCACUUGAUGCCUGGAAACUCGUCCACAUGGCAUCCACCAGCUUCCAACGCCUAUGGAUAAGGUGA
Penicillium malachiteum is the source of this 810-nucleotide messenger RNA. Its product is annotated as fungal specific transcription factor domain-containing protein. The transcript has a single exon. NCBI's taxonomy places the organism in Eukaryota, Fungi, Ascomycota, Eurotiomycetes, Eurotiales, Aspergillaceae. The record is from RefSeq and is a predicted model, not a curated record. Bases 1 to 810 code for a protein of 269 amino acids.